AUGGACCAAACGCUCAUCAAAACGAAUCUGUUGCCUCGCCGGCGUUUUGCGCCGGUGCCAAUCGAGACAACCUUUGAACGCUACAGAAAAGGCGCCCCUACUGCGGUGCUAACGCCAUCUCCAUCUCCACGAUCGCCCUCGCCGCCUCGCCGACUAUGGACCAAGGAGAAGGAAAAGAGGCGUUUCGCCCCCCAGUUGAUCGAAUCUUCUCGACGUUCCCGACGAGUCGGCGAUGUUGGGCCAGCCACCAAACCUGCCGACAAGACCGAUAUCACGCCCUACCACAAUCACAUAUAUGCACCGAAGGCACGCAAAAAUCAUCGAAGGCUAAUGUCACUCGCUCGCCGAGAGUCUUGCGAUGACGAAACUGCCGACCAUUUUUUUGAGACUCUUGUUCGGGAAAACGAAAAGCGCAUUCUUGAGGACGCUUUGGCUGCCUUCCCAAAUAGUCGAGCCCGUGCUGGCGGCGCUGAACACUUCGCCAUUCGCGAAGCCUCUGAUGAUGAUAGCAGUAGUUCUCAAAGCCACGGAAUUACUGGCCCACGACCUUACCGUGCCGGACGCCGAUCCCGCCGCGACUCGCUCACUGAAGACGUCGGGUGGGCCCUGAGGGAAUUGCAAGAGCAUCACGACCUUCUUUUGCAAACCCGCAACGUUUCUAUUGCCCAUGGCAGCUCUCCCUACAUUGUUCCAUCUGUCAGCACAACCGAAAGCACAACCGAAGAUGUGGAAGAAACAGAAAAGGCAGAUGCUGUCGCACCAGCAGAUGCCGCCACGCCGGCACCUAACCGUUUAGAACGUAUCUCAACACUUGAACUCGACCGGAUGCACAUUGAAAGUCCUCCAAGUGAUCCUAUCUGGACCACAACUGCUCGCCACUCAACCCCGGACUCUCCGCUCCAUGCUAUGGGUGAAACACACAUGCCCUAUAUUCCGGAAGUGGCAUUCGACUUCCCACGAGCAACCGAUGGUUAUCGGGGGAUUCCGGCCUAUGCCCAGAGGCUCAGAGAGGCAGAGGGGGAAACCGAUGAAGAAGACGAGGACGAAAUAUCGCGACAUAUUACAUCGACCCCAGGACCUAUUGGCGAAUCUCUCAUGCCCUACGUGGCAUCCGCGCCGGAAGAGCAUGUGACCGAAACCCCGACGGCAUCAUUAGCCAUUGCGCAUCUCCCACCCGAGAGUCUAUUUCGUGGGCGCGGCCCUUUUGCUGGUUAUCGCAAUCGUGAUUUAUUUGCUGAGAGGGAUGUACGCAGAUCGCGGCGAAAAUCACCGCCCAUGCUGGGCAAGGAUUUGAUAUUUCCCAAGUGCUUGUCUCCCAAGCAGACACAGCUGGAGCCAGAGUAUCUAUGGAGCACAAGCAAUUCCAGAAAUGAUUCUCACCGCGACGCAACUGGAAAACAUGGUUUGUGGAACGGAUUUUGCUACUCGCGCGAGAAAAACGAAGCUCUGGCGCCGAUUGAGCGCCCUGUCAUGCUCGCAACACCUUUCCCACCCAGUUCUCCCGCCGACCCAUUCGCUCACGCAUUUAGUGCGAGCGAGCCCGGGACAGUCUGUGCAGAACCGGAACAUGUGACUGGUAGUGGGAAACAUGGGUCUAAGUCUGAACAUGAUUUGUUUGCGGCGGCUUUAAAUUCGCAGUCGGUCGGCACGCUGCCAGCUGGCGCUGGGACGAUGACACUAAGACUGGAACAGCAUCGUUCGAAACUGCAACGCCAGGCUGACACUGAAGGACUGCAUGUGCUCAUGGGACUGGACGGAAGGCUGCAGCAGGAGAAGAAAAUGGCAGAGUUAGAGGAGAAAAUUGCCACCGAGUUCACAGAUACAUUUGUCACGCAGGUUUACAAUUAUCUGUCUCUAGGUUACCCAGCCAUGGCUCGAGCAUAUGACGAUGAGCUGUCCAAAAUCUCUGGCGUCCCUGUGGCUGACCUAGAGCGCGAUGAUGCCAAGGCUUUGGAUAAUCCCGGCCACGCUAGAGGUCAUAUCUCCUUGGGGAAUGAUAGCGGGAAGACUGGCAAUGGAUAUAUGUCGAUGCGUUUGAGUCACGACGACUGCCCUCGAUGGCAUGCCCUCAAGCUGUACAUUUACGAAUGGGCUCGUCAGCACCCUGACCUGGAUGGUAUCAGUUCGUUGGCUUGGGGCAUGCGUGAACGGCGUGGCAGCUGGGGCGUCUAG
Molecule: messenger RNA, 2172 nt
Organism: Grosmannia clavigera kw1407
Lineage: Eukaryota; Fungi; Ascomycota; Sordariomycetes; Ophiostomatales; Ophiostomataceae
Exons: 1
Coding region: 1-2172 (723 amino acids)
Source: RefSeq, a predicted model, not a curated record